Parasteatoda tepidariorum (common house spider) is the source of this 2260-nucleotide messenger RNA. The record is from RefSeq and is a predicted model, not a curated record. Lineage: Eukaryota; Metazoa; Arthropoda; Arachnida; Araneae; Theridiidae.
UUGAUUUUCAAAAAGAAAUGUUGGAGUAUUGUAGGUAAUUAGUUGUUUUAAUAUUUACCGAUUACUUAUUACUUCUUUUGUGUGUGUGUUUCUUAAUGCAUCGAAAAAAAAAUGCCUUUUGUUUUAUGUUUAGAUCUGAUGUAGAUAUUUUGAGGAGAAGUUGUUCUAUAUUUAGAGAAGAGAUGAUCAGAAUAUCUGGUGUAGACCCAUUCUGGUAGGUUUCUAUUACUUCAUUUAAUCUAUACUGUAAUUUAGCUCAAACGAGUGAUUCUCACUUUUUUUCCCCCUUCAGUUAUAUCACUAUUGCGUCAACCUGCAUGGCUGUCUACAGGAGUAGACAUUUGCAAUCAGGUACAAUAGCGAUGGUUCCUGUAAAUGGAUACAUCAACUGUACCAACUACAGCUCUGAUGCGAUCAGAUGGUUAGAUUUUGUUGCUUCUGAUCAAGACAUCACGAUUGAACACGCUUUGAAUGGAAGUGGGGAAAUAAAGAUUGGAGGUGUGUCUGUUGAUGGAUUUUGCAGACAAACAAAUACCAUAUACCAGUUUCACGUGAGUUUAUUUUAAUGUAUGAUUACUUUCAUUGUAUAAAAUGAUUGUCUGAUUAAAUAUUUAUGAUUUUUUUUAUUUUUAACAGGGCUGUUUUUAUCAUGGAUGUCCAGACUGUUAUGAGGGAGAUACAAUUCACCCUUUCAAGAAAUGCCCCAUGUCAACUUUACUGGCCAAAACUAAGGAAACUUCUGAUAAAUUUCGAUCAUCAGGAUAUGAGGUAAUUGAGUUAUGGGAGCACCGAUUUAAAGCCAUGAUGAAAGAAAAUGUAGAAUUGAGGAUAUUCGCAGAUAAUCAUGAAAUUCAGGAAAGACUCAACCCUCGGGAUUCCUUUUUCGGUGGAAGGACGAAUGCCUUAAAAUUAUUUUUUGAAGGUGAAGCAAAAUAUGUGGAUUUCACAUCAUUAUAUCCAUGGGUAAUAAACUUUUGUUAUUUUUUUCAAUUAUAGAUUAAAAAUUCUAUUAAUGUUAUUAUAUUUUAACAUACUAUUUUUACAGGUCAACAAAUACUGCAGAUACCCAACCGGUCACCCUGAAAUCAUUACAUCUAGUUUCCAGGAUAUAUCCAAUUAUUUCGGAAUAAUAAAGUGCAAAGUUGUUCCCCCACGAGGUCUCUUUUUACCUGUGCUUCCCUACAGAUGUAAUGGAAAGUUAAUGUUUCCUCUGUGUAGGACUUGUGUGGAGAGUAUGACACAGUUGCGUUGCAACCACGAAGACGAGGAACGCUCUCUAAUCGGUACAUGGGUAUCUGAAGAAGUGAAAUUAGCUGUAGAUAAAGGUUACAGAGUUGAAAAAAUUUACGAGGUCUAUCACUUCAAUGAGAGCUCGGAUAAACUUUUCCGCUCUUAUAUUGAUCUCUUUUUAAAAAUUAAGCAAGAGAGUAGCGGUUGGCCAAGAGGGUGUGAUACAGCAGAAGAAAGAGAGCAAUAUAUUAAAGAUUACGAAGAGAAGGAAGGAAUUUUAUUGGAUCCCGACAAAAUUAUGAUGAAUCCUGGUCUCAGACAAAUUUCCAAAUUGCUUUUGAAUAGUUUUUGGGGAAGAUGGGGAAUGAACCUCUCCAAAACUCAUUUGACCUAUGUCCACGAUCUUCCCGAAUUCAAUAAGAUAUUGUCGGAUUCUACCAAAAAGGUUAAAGAUGUUUAUUUCCCUACCCCCGAGGUUGCCGCUUUGCAGUGGCAAUCCCACACGGAAUUUAUAGAGCAAGACACCUCCACUAACAUCUUUAUUGCAACAUUUACCACAGCCUGGGCACGCCUUAAGUUGUACGAAGAAAUGGAUAAAUUAGGAGAGAACGUGUUAUAUCACGAUACAGACUCAAUUAUCUACGCUACUAAUGGUGAUAAUGAUCCACCUUUGGGUAACUUCUUGAGAGAAUUUACAGAUGAGCUGGAUGGUGACGUAAUCACUACAUUCGUGUCUGGCGGAGCAAAGAACUACGCCUACACCACUAGGGCUGGUAAAACCUGUUGUAAAGUGAGAGGCUUCUCAUUAAAUGCUAGAAACUCUGCUAUAUUGAAUUUUGAGUCUGUGAAACAUCUGGUAUGCUCAUUAGAUCAAGAUGCUACUAUUCCUAUUCACAACCCCUCAAAGAUUACACGACAACCGAAGAAGAGAAAAGUGGUCAAUGUUGCAGAGACAAAAAAUUACAGGAUGGUAUAUGAUAAAAGGGUAAUUGACCCAUCUGAUUUUUCUACCCUUCCUUACGGCUUUUAA